AUGUUUGACCUUCUACCUCUAUGUGUGGUACUCAUUGUCAUGUUUCUGACCGGAAGCUUGAUCAUAAGGAGUCGUAAACUAGGAGACUUGUCUGGUCGGUAUGUGUUUAUAACCGGCUGUGAUACAGGAUUCGGAAACAUGCUUGCCAAGAGAUUGGAUUCUUUAGGUAUGAAUGUGUUUGCUGGCUGUCUCACACCAAAAGGACAACAAGAUUUAGAAAAGGCAACAUCUAAGCGUCUUGUUACAGUUGCUCUUGACGUUACAAAUGAAGACAGCAUCCGCAAAGCCUAUGCUGAAGUUAAGCAGAAACUUCCACACGACAAAGGUCUUUGGGGCCUCGUCAACAAUGCGGGCGUCGCGGGAAACGCAUCACCACUGGAAUGGCAAACCAUUGAAAACUACCGGAAAUGCAAUGACGUCAAUUUGUACGGAAUGAUCAACGUCACUACAGUGUUUUUGCCACUAGUGAGAAAGGCUAAAGGUCGGGUUGUCAGCAUCACGAGCAUCAUGGGAAGGGUUGCCCUUGUUCCUAGUCCAUACGUCGUUUCUAAGUAUGGUGCGGAGGGAUUUUGCGAUUGUCUUAGAUACCAGUUAUACAACUCAGGUGUGACCGUUCACAUCAUUGAACCAGGGUUUUUCAAAACCGCUAUAAUUAAUAUAGAAGAUUCCGAGAGAGACAUGAGGAAGUCUUUCCAAGCACUCGAAAAUGAACAAAAAGAAUUCUACGGAGAACAUUAUAUUUCUGAAUUAAUGGACAGCGCAAAUAAAACAAUUGACGAACUCGUGUCCCCUAACACAUACAAGGUGGUGGAUGCUUUCACGCAUGCGCUGACUGCAGUUUAUCCACGUGCCAGAUACGUUGUUGGAUUUGACGCAAACAUCCAGUUCCGCUUGAUUUGGACUCUGCCGGAGUGGAUUGGAGAUCGGUUGGUCACCAGUCGAUUUCCAAAACCAGCUGGAUGUCAAAAUCGGUAA
Molecule: messenger RNA, 975 nt
Organism: Ylistrum balloti
Lineage: Eukaryota; Metazoa; Mollusca; Bivalvia; Pectinida; Pectinidae
Product: short-chain dehydrogenase/reductase family 9C member 7-like
Exons: 4
Coding region: 1-975 (324 amino acids)
Source: RefSeq, a predicted model, not a curated record